This is a messenger RNA of Theobroma cacao (cacao), 2149 nucleotides long. RefSeq names its product RHO guanyl-nucleotide exchange factor 12 (gene ROPGEF12). Gene Ontology annotation, molecular function: guanyl-nucleotide exchange factor activity. The record is from RefSeq and is a predicted model, not a curated record. NCBI's taxonomy places the organism in Eukaryota, Viridiplantae, Streptophyta, Magnoliopsida, Malvales, Malvaceae.
ACAACAAUCAGCACCCCAAAAUUUUGUCAAACUCUCUGUACUCCCCAAUAACACACCUCUCUCUAAAAUCAUUUGGAAGAGGGGACUCCUUUUUGUUAUUUUUUGGUCUCCUUUCCCUCUUCCAUACCUCUCUCGUACAACAAGGACAAACAACAAUAUCUUUCUCUCCGUUUGUUAUUUGCUCUUUGUAUUGCUUGACUCCUUGCAACAAGUUGUUUUCCAGAAACAUUAAAAGAUGGUUCGGGCUCUUGAACAAGAACAAGAAAAUUAUAGGUCUAGGUUGUUUCAUUUCAGGGAUAUGAAUGAGAACACAGGAAGACAUGCAAAGAGUUUGAGUAUUGAGAGUGCUAGUAGAUUAGAAGAGGCAGGUAUGGGGGAAGAGGUAGCAGUUAGAAGUCAGGGAUCAAGAACUCAAAAUGAUCUACUGUCAUUGAAUAGAGGCGACAGGGGUCUCAGGUCAAGGAUCGGCAAGGAAGAAAUGGCUGCUGCCUUCCAAGCCAGAGAAAAGCAGCUAUUAAAUGAUAUGGAGCAGAUGAAGGAAAAGUUUGCUAAAUUACUCUUAGGUGAGGAUAUGUCAGGUGGAGGGAAGGGAGUUUCGUCAGCUUUAGCAUUGUCAAAUGCCAUUACAAACCUUGCAGCUUCUGUCUUUGGUGAACAAUCACGCCUAGAGCCUAUGUCAGCUGAAAGGAAAGGAAGGUGGAGAAAAGAAAUAGAUUGGCUCUUAUCUGUCACUGAUCACAUUGUUGAAUUUGUUCCUUCUCAACAGAAAAACAAAGAUGGAUCAAACAUGGAGAUAAUGGUCACAAAGCAACGGGCAGAUCUUCAUAUGAACAUUCCUGCCUUGCGGAAAAUUGACACAUUGCUUACUGACUGCCUAGAUAACUUCAAGGACCAAAAUGAAUUCUAUUAUUUGUCAAGAGAUGCCCCAGACUCAGAAAAAGGAAACAACAAGAGAAAAGAUGACAAAUGGUGGCUGCCUACUGUAAAAGUUCCCCAAGAUGGUUUGUCAGAUGCAUCAAGAAAAAACCUGCAGUACCAAAAGGAUUGUGUGUCUCAAGUGCUUAAAGCAGCAAUGGCAAUUAAUGCCCAAGUUCUGUCAGAGAUGGAGGUCCCUGAAAACUAUAUUGAAUCCCUCCCCAAGAAUGGGAGAGCUAGUCUUGGUGAUUCAAUCUAUAGGAGUAUCACAGUUGAAUUCUUUGAUCCUGAUCAAUUUCUCUCCACCAUGGACUUAUCAUCAGAGCACAAGAUUGUAGACCUCAAGAAUAGAAUUGAGGCAUCUAUAAUAAUAUGGAAGAGGAAGAUGAACCAAAAGGACGGAAAAUCAGCUUGGGGUUCCGCUGUUAGCCUGGAGAAGAGAGAACUCUUUGAGGAGAGAGCUGAGACCAUCUUACUCAUUAUCAAACAACGGUUCCCAGGAAUUCCUCAAUCUUCACUAGACAUCAGCAAAAUCCAAUACAACCGGGAUGUAGGGCAGGCUGUCCUAGAGAGCUACUCAAGAAUACUGGAAAGCUUGGCCUUUACGGUCUUGUCUAGGAUUGAAGAUGUCCUCCACGCUGAUUUUGUUGCCCAAAAUCCCAGUCAAGCAUCAUGCAAAAGGAACCCUUUAACGGAUGACAGCCAACCUAUUUUGGUGCUUCCAAACCCAAAAUAUGAUGCGGAUACGCCCAACUCCAUGACCCUCUCAGAUUUACUUACGUGGAGUUUAGAUCAAAAUGACUCUGAGGCUAACAAAGACUCGACAGAUGAGUUAUCCAAAGAGGGAGAUGCAAAGCACAUGCAGAAACUGAACGUAGUGACUAACAAGAAGGUUUCCUAUCUUGAAAGCUUGGGCGGAUUAAGAAGCCCAACGGCGCGCCAUUGAAGACAAUAAUAGCGGAGAAGAUUAAGGGAAAAUAAUAGAACAACUGAAAGCUGUUAGAGCGAUAGAAAGAUAGAGAGAGUGCGAUAGAUUAAGGAAUAUAAAGAGUGAGAAAGCCUGACCUUCACAUAUAAUUUUUCACACCUAGGAUGGAUUACUCUGACUUGUGGGCUGCUUUAUUAUUCUAUUCCUUCCUUUUGUAAAUAGGGAAGAUAACUAAAACUGUGGAAUUAAAAGCAUUUAUAUAUGCUAUCUUUGAAAACCAAUAAAGCAAUUGUAGUUUGACAGCCA